CUGACACCUUAACCACUACACCAAAUUGGCUCAUCACAAAUUUACUCCUACUUAAAUAUGCAUACAAUUAUAUCGGUGAGGAGAAUCAUCUCUCCUUUCUGAACUCACCGAAUGAGUUUAGUACAACCACAAUUUGUCUAAGAAUACACAAAUGCAAAUACAUGCAUUAACAACAUGCUAAUAAAGAUUAAUAUUCUCAGAGAGGCAUUUCAAAUUUUCUGUUCCAGAUUAUUACUCAUAAUAAUACCCGUGUUUAUUAAUAAUCCAAGCCACGGCAACAUCACUUCUAUUAUUUUUCGUGACAUGAAGGGAAAAAACAUGAAGAAGGCUGGUAAACAACAAUUACAGCUGAGAAACUCAUAGACAUGAAUGAGUAAGAAGGAACACAGUGUAGCUGCGGGGAAGAAACUCCACUCCGGGUUUUUUUGGUCGCUCUCUGAGUGACAGAUUGACAUCACUGGAGGCGUGAGGAAGGGUUGAGGUGGGGGCUCUGCGCUGAAAUGCUGCCGUGCGGAGUUUAGCUCAAUCUGAAACAGCUUCGCUGCCGCACAAAAGAGCCUGCAAAGUGAUAGCCGCAGCGGGCAAAGUCAAGCAACUGCGAGGCGACUUGGAUUUAAUUCCGAUUGCCGUGGACUUAAUUAAGACGGAAACGGCUCAUAACCUUUCCAUUCGGUAAUCACGAUCUGGAGGUUUUUGCAAGGCUUUCGGAAGUCGCUCAGGCAUUUCCCUUGCACUUUGACUCGCUUAAGGUUGGAGCGGAAAGCUGCGGGCCAAGGACCAUGUGGUGGAAAGAAGGUUAGAGUCGAGGAAGUGGUUGGACUUAUCUGCUACACGCGCGCUUGACUGGGAGGGGAAAAUCGUGCGCCUGGAAAAGAAAAAAAGAAAAACUCCAACUUGGCGGAAGGCAGGAGGGAGAAUUGAGCGUGCCGCAGCAAGCUUGCUUCGCGAAAAGGCGGCUACUCCUCUCCCCCCCCCCGAAGUCGUUUGCUGCUGAGGAGCGACCCUCUCCGGGGCCGUGUGGAUGCGGCGUGCGAUUGAAAAGCUGUAGCUCGCAUUUGCAAAACCAGUUCGGCCUCUUCUCCUGACUACCGAAGAAACUUCUUUGGGAUUUGCUCUUCGGAGAAAACUUCCCAAACAGCUCGUUUCAGGGAAGGGACGUGCAAUGUAAGCAGAUACCCCUUUGAAUGUUUGUGCUUCAGAAGGCGAGCUGUUUGGGGGGCGAGCGAGUUGGGGAGCCUUUCGCUCGAAGACCAGGAUUUUGUGACCGCGCUGCGCGAAUCGAAAGGAAGGCGAAGAGGAGCAAACUUGGCCUCUCGGAUCAGACGACAGCUGGAGAGCAAGGGUUGGGGGGAGCCGAGAAGGUCUUCCCCUCUGGAAUGAGUUUUCCUGCGCUGUAAGACUUCUCUGAUCCUCGCACGCUACCUUAUGGAUCUAACUUAGCAGGGAGGUGCCUUCACGCGGAUUUGCCAUUCAAAAACGAUUUCAGAUGCAUGCCCAGUUCCUGGUGAAUGCCAGAAUUAGAGACCACUACCGAUGGAGUCCACAGGUCAGCAUGGCAACAGCAGUUCAUUAGUUGUCCAUCAGCAGCUUUUGCUGGAUAACCGGCAAAGGUUGGACUAUGAAAGAGAUGUUCAGCCCACUGCCAUCUUGUCACUGGACCAGAUCAAGACGCUCAGGGGCAGCAAUGAAUACACUGAAGGCCCAUCUGUGGUGAAAAAGUCUGCUCCACAGACGGCUCCAAGACAAGAAAAACAUGAAAGGACUCAUGAAAUCUUACCAAUAAAUGUGAAUAAUAAUUAUGAGCCCAGACCCAGCCAUCCUGGACAUGUGAUACAUCAACACAGCUCAAGGGUUCCUGUGUUGAAUAGAUCUACAAGCACUGGAAGUGCAGCUAGUUCUGGAAGCAACAGCAGUGCUUCUUCAGAGCAGGGCCUUCUGUUAAGAUCACCGCCAUCAAGGCUGGGCCCGGGUCAGAGAUCUGAAAGGCCAAUCAGGACGCAACCCAAGCCAUCAUCUUUGAUUGUAGAUGACCUGAAGAGUUCUUUGAAAGAGGAUUCUACACAGCAUAAGUUCAUAUGUGAACAGUGUGGGAAGUGCAAAUGUGGAGAAUGCACAGCACCCAGGGCCUUGCCUUCUUGCUUGGCCUGCAACAGGCAGUGCUUGUGUUCAGCAGAGAGCAUGGUGGAAUAUAGCACCUGUAUGUGUCUGGUCAAAGGAAUCUUCUACCACUGUUCCAACGAUGAUGAAGGGGACUCAUAUGCGGAUAGUCCUUGCUCAUGCUCCCAGUCACAUUGCUGGUCACGGUACUUAUGCAUGGGGGCCAUGGCUUUGUUUCUUCCUUGCCUGCUCUGUUACCCUCCUGCGAAAGGAUGCCUGAAACUGUGUCGUGGGUGUUACGACUGGAUCAAUCGUCCAGGAUGCCGAUGCAAAAACUCCAAUACGGUUUAUUGUAAGCUGGAAAGUUGUCCAUCGAGGGGUCAAGGCAAGGCCUCCUGAUUUCUGGAGGGAAAGAUUCAGUUCCUCAGACACCAUCUUUCAGGUUGUGGCUGACUUUUUGGUCUUCAUUCCCCUUUUCUCUUUCAUGCCCAAGUUCUUUUCUUGCUUCCAUUGCUUUUCUCAAUGAAGGCAAAUCUGAGCGCAUGGGUCUUUGGUAAGUGUGGCUCAUGUACUGGCGUCUUUUCUCAUCUUGGCAAGUCAUCUCAGGACUCUGAGUAAUCGUCUCCUGAAAGAAGUAGUGAGGGUACUGGGUUUUUCUGAAGUCCUUUAUACUGCAAACAACUUUCCAAAGAUGCUGUUUUGUUUUGUUCUAUUUUUAACUAACUUUAAUGACUUUCAAGUGUUUUUUUCAAGUCUUCCUGUUUCCCCUUUUUAAAAAAAGGCUGCAUAAUCCAGUUAUUUUCCUUAAACAAAGCAGAAAGGAAAGAAAGUUUGGUUGGAAUUUAGCAAACCUAGUCUCCUGGUCCCCUUUUAAAAAAAAUGUAACCAGCCUGCAUUUUGCUCAUUCCUUGGCAGUUUUUUUUUUUAAAUUCAGAUUUUAAAUAUUUACCUUAAUUGCCCUAUCCCCAUCACUGGUUUCUUCAUCAGCUUCUGUUG
Molecule: messenger RNA, 3093 nt
Organism: Python bivittatus (Burmese python)
Lineage: Eukaryota; Metazoa; Chordata; Lepidosauria; Squamata; Pythonidae
Gene: SPRY1
Product: sprouty RTK signaling antagonist 1
Biological process (GO): animal organ development; negative regulation of fibroblast growth factor receptor signaling pathway; negative regulation of MAP kinase activity
Cellular component (GO): cytosol; membrane
Source: RefSeq, a predicted model, not a curated record